Molecule: messenger RNA, 2936 nt
Organism: Xiphophorus couchianus (Monterrey platyfish)
Lineage: Eukaryota; Metazoa; Chordata; Actinopteri; Cyprinodontiformes; Poeciliidae
Gene: srrm4
Product: serine/arginine repetitive matrix 4
Exons: 13
Coding region: 667-2550 (627 amino acids)
Biological process (GO): regulation of RNA splicing; neuron maturation; mRNA processing
Cellular component (GO): nucleus
Molecular function (GO): mRNA binding
Source: RefSeq, a predicted model, not a curated record
CACAGUUCAGCUCCUCACUCAGCUCUCAUUCACGCACCCGCUCACACACUCUUCAAACUCACACACAGACCUUCCUACAGACACGCUUGCCUCAAACCUGCUCAGCUGCUGUGGGUGGGAGUACAAUCAAAACACAGCUUCUGACCAAGAAAACUCCUGUCUCCUUCUGACUGAGCCACGCUUCUCCAUCUGUAGGACGGGAGUGCUUCACACUGUGUAAAGCUUCCGACAGUGGCAAUAGAAAGAAGGAAGCUCCCCGGACUCCCCGACCCGGACCCCAUCCCAAAUAGAGCAGCAGAUGUGACUGAGAAGGAGAGGCGGAGAGAGAAACACAAUCUGCCCCGCUCCCCGUCCCGUCUUCAAGAACAAUACCCUGCCUUCAGCUGGAGAGGGUCAGCUUUUGUCCUUCUCCCCAGGCUGCAGCUCAACUGAAGAGCAGACAGACGCGCUGACACGUUGACCGGCUGCAGCGAAGAGGAGAGGACUCGGCAAAGCAGCCCGCUGCACUCCACUUGCUUUGAUUCAGUACUUGGACAGUUCCCGAGCAACAACUGGAGAGAGCGUGUGAGAGUGUUUUCAGCAGACUGUGGGGCGUCUGGCUCAUGAGGGACUAAAGAUCACAUCUCACUUGCAGAUCAAAAAAGACAAAAAAAAACCAACCUUGAGAUGCAGACACCAUUUUCACUCAAGCUCAACCUCAGUGGUCUCAGUGGUCCUUCUCCGACCCUGGGAUCGGAGGGAAGCACCGCAACUGGCAGCUUCCUGCAGCUGGGAGAGAAGCAGCUCUUUGAGAAGUUUUGGAAAGGGACUUUUAAGGCUGUGGCCACACCGAGACCGGAGAGCGUUAUUGUGGCGAGCAUCACCGCCCGCCGCAGGGUGACCGGCUCAGAAACAACAACAUCCUACCAGCCGCUUCAGACAGACGAUCGGAAAGCUGCUGACAUGAGGGUGGACAGCGCAGACAGGAACGGCUGCAUCAAAGGAAGUGGACGUAAACACCACAGCCACCGCAGGGCCAGAAUCCCUUCCUUUGAUGGUGUCCUCUCCCCUCGGGCGAAAGGGAAGAAGAAGAAGAAGAAAAGAAAGUCUGCGCGGAAGAAAAAAAGAAGAAGGUCUCCUUCACACAGUCUGUCACCAGUGAGGAAGAAGAAAAAGAAGAAGAAGAAGAGCACUAAGAAAAGCAAGCAUCAUAGGUAUACCUCUAAGAAGUCAAAACACAGCUCUUCAAGUUUAAAACGUAAGAGGAAGGAUGAACGCAAGCACAAGAAAAGUUCACGGACUCACUCCUCACGUCGGAGGCGGCACUACAGGAGGUCGGAGUCGUACGCAUCCUCCUCCAGAUCCUUCACGGGGGACAGACACCUGCAGAAGUCUGUGGUUCGUCAGGCUUUCAGAGCCAUGGGAGGGGCUGGAGAGGAAACCCGAGCAGCGCUGAACCCCACCGAAGCAAAGUGGAGACAUGCAUCUAAAUCUGUGUGUAAAACGGCUCCUAAAUAUCGCUCCAUCCUCUCAGCGGGCAUGAUUUUGUCGUUGAAGCCUGGAAGCGAGCUUUUAAAUGGGAAAGGAGCUCAGGAUUUUUCGAGUCACGCCAAAGGUACAUGUGACUACGACUCUGGUAACGACACAUCCUCACCUCCAUCGAGCAAAGCUGGUGUUUCUCGAGCAAGUGUCGCUGAAAACCAGAGGAACUGCUGUCAACGUCUUACCUCACCUCCUGAGAAGCAACGCUUUGCUGACAGAGACAACGGCUCCGAUUCAGGGAACUCUGUGACAAGCUACGCUUCCUCAUGCAAACCGUACGGGGAACAUGGCUUCUCUGCUACCAUUUUCAGUGGAAACAGCAAGAGUGGGCAGAUAACCUUGGGAUGUGAGGAAGAAGUUGUGAGAUGCCCGAAGGCAGCUCGAUGUGCGCAGAGGAGGAGCAGGUCGUCGCGAAAGCGGCGGAAAACGCAGUCCUCCUCCAGCAGUAGGAGCAGAUCUUCAGGGACUUCCAGGUACUCUGGACGCUAUUCUCGAAGCCCUUCGAUGUCGUCAAGCAGCUCGUACUCUCGUUCCCUGAGUAACUCAUCAGAUGUGAGGCGAAGAGGCAGCUUGGUCAGCUUGAGCUCCAGAGGAAGCUACUCCAAAUACAGUGCUGACAGACUACGAGACAGAAAGCGGCAGUCCAGUUCCAGAGAGACAAAUCUGAAGCACAUGCAUAAGGUUAGUGGAAAGAGACGAAGACGCAAGUCCUACUCUCCUAUGAAGAAGAGGAGGAGAGACUCUCCAAGCCAUCUGGAAGCGCGCCGCAUCACAAGUGCCAGGAAGCGACCCAUACCUUACUUCAGACCCAGCCCUUCCGCCAGCAGCCGCUCCACCAGCGUGUCGUCAUGGAGCAGCCUCUUCACACGAAGACGCAGUCGCAGUCACAGCCGCAGUCGCAGUUGCAGUCGCAGCUACUCUUCCUACAGAAGCUACAGCCGGAGCUCAUCGUGGAACUCCAUCUUUGGGUCCCACAGUCGCAGCCGGAGUCGGGGUUCUUUGAGGAAGCGAAGGAAAGCCCGGCGUUAAUGUUUUCCUGUUCAGAGACAGAAACUACAUUUGUAUUCGUGGUCAGAACAGAAGCUGUAGGGACUGAUGCUUGGACUAAAAUAUCCCAGCAUUUCUUCAAGGCCAUCUGUCAUUGAGAUAUUUCUGCUUUAACAUAAACAUUUUUACUUUUUGUUCCUGCACAUCAUCUUCUUGCACCAGCAAGAGAAAUUGCAUUUCCGUAUUUGUCAAACCAACGUCCAUGUUGAAUAUGUCCAACUGAGAUGCAAGUUUGUGCACUUCUCUCUAAUUCUUGUGUCUUAAUGCUUAGAAUUAACUUAAUAUGUUAUUAUGUAUUAAUGUGGAAAAAAAAACCCAUUUGGUUAAAACCAGGCCCAUGAAGCACUGAAAUUACUUAUUCCAUUUAG